Molecule: messenger RNA, 1424 nt
Organism: Lucilia cuprina (Australian sheep blowfly)
Lineage: Eukaryota; Metazoa; Arthropoda; Insecta; Diptera; Calliphoridae
Product: retinol dehydrogenase 13-like
Exons: 1
Coding region: 169-1185 (338 amino acids)
Source: RefSeq, a predicted model, not a curated record
ACACUGAACUUUGUAUGAAUUUAAAUUAAUUGCCAAUUAAAUUAAAAUUAAAUACUUUAAUGGUUUAAUUACAUAAAAUUUUUAUAAACACAACAAAUUAAAAUGUAAAUAUUGUUUCUCUCAAAAUUAAAAUUUUAUUGAUUCUUCGGUACGAUCCCUCAAGGCAGCAUGACAGUAGAAGAAUUGCUUAAAUUUCUAUUGGAUCGCUAUCAGAGUUUUAAAAGUGAGCCCUUGGUUGAAGCCAUAUGUUGGUGUAUACUAACGUCCUUGGCUAUGUUUGCUUUUUAUAAAUGGCGUGAGGGACCUCGUUAUACAAAGGAAACACGUUUAGAUGGUAAAGUGGUGCUGAUAACUGGCUGUAAUACCGGCAUAGGCAAAGAAACUGCUUUGGAAUUGGCUAAAAGAGGAGCUAAAGUUUAUAUGGCUUGUCGUAGUUUCGAGAAAUGUGAAGAGGCUAGAAUGGAAAUUAUAAAGCUUUCCGGCAAUCAUCAAAUAAUCAAUCGUUCUUUAGAUUUAUCUUCACUAAGAUCGAUAAGAGAAUUUGCGGCGAAUUUCUUAAGAGAGGAGACACGUCUGGAUAUUUUGAUUAAUAAUGCAGGAAUACUUAGAACGAAACGCCAACUUACUCCAGAUGGUUUUGAACAACAUUUAGCAGUCAAUCAUUUGGGUCACUUUCUUUUAACCAAUUUACUUCUGGACCUAAUCAAAGCCUCUGCCCCUAGUCGUAUAAUAGUCGUCAGUUCAUUAGCUUAUAUUCUGGGUAAUUUUGAUAAGGCAGAUAUAAAUAUUGUAAGGGGAUUUACACCUUACAAAUCCUAUGGACGCAGUAAAUUGGCCAAUAUUUUAUUUACCCGAAAAUUGUCAAGUCUUCUAAAGGAGUCGAAUGUUAGUGUUAAUUGUCUACAUCCAGGCGUAGUACAAACGGAAUUAAUGCGUCAUGAUCCAGUUUUGAAUUUCUUAAGAUUCAUAUUAUCGAAAUUUUUAUUUCGUUCCACUAAGGGAGGAGCUCAAACUACUCUGUUUUUGGCUUUGGAUCCUGAAGUUCAGUUUAAAACUGGAGGUUUUUAUGACAAAAUGAAAUUGUAUCCUCUGCUGGCGAAGGCUAAAGAUGAUGAUAUGGCUGAUUGGUUGUGGCUGGAAAGUGAAAAGAUGGUGGGAUUAAGGGCAUCAACAACUAAUUUUUGAAGUGAUCGCAGAUUUGUAUCUGAACUAUAAUAAAUAUCGGAAGAAUGUCUAUUAAGAUGUAUAAUCGUUAGUUUCCCCGUCAAAGAUUUCCCUCAAACAAUAUAUUGUUGUCAUGCUGAAACGCUACAUUGAUCAGUGAUCACUGUAUGACUCUCCAUAUGUUUCUCUCUCUCGCUCUCUUUUCUACUUACUCUCACACAUUCUAAAUACGUUUUCUCUUAAAAAUAAAAAUAACAAUU